This is a messenger RNA of Setaria italica (foxtail millet), 1287 nucleotides long. RefSeq names its product WRKY transcription factor WRKY51. The record is from RefSeq and is a predicted model, not a curated record. Lineage: Eukaryota; Viridiplantae; Streptophyta; Magnoliopsida; Poales; Poaceae. Gene Ontology annotation, biological process: regulation of DNA-templated transcription. The coding region runs from base 70 to 1077 and encodes 335 amino acids. The transcript has 3 exons. Gene Ontology annotation, molecular function: sequence-specific DNA binding; DNA-binding transcription factor activity.
CCUUCCCACUUCUCCUCCUCCUUCCCUGUUCUCCGCUCCGGUGCGGCGGCAAGCACUCCGGCGAGCGCGAUGAUGACCCUGGACCUGAUGGGAGGGUACGGGCGGGUGGACGAACAGGUGGCCAUCCAGGAGGCGGCGGCGGCGGGGCUGCGCGGGAUGGAGCACCUCAUCUCGCAGCUCUCCCGUGCCGGCACCGGCGAGCGGCCGUCGUCGCCGCCGCCAGGGACGGCUCCGGCGCAGCAACAUCAGCAGCAGCUGCCGGAGCAGAGCCACCCGCAGCAGCAGGUGGACUGCCGCGAGAUCACGGACAUGACGGUGUCCAAGUUCAAGAAGGUGAUCUCCAUCCUGAACCGCACGGGCCACGCCCGGUUCCGGCGCGGCCCCAUGGUGGCGCAGUCUCCGGGCCCGGCGGCCGCCUGCUCCGAGCCCGCGGCGCUCCCGGCGCGGUCAGCCCCGGCGGCGAGGCCCGUGACGCUGGACUUCACCAAGUCGGUGUCCGGGUACAGCCGGGACUCCGGGUUCAGCGUGUCCGGCGCCAGCUCGUCGUUCCUGUCGUCGGUGACGACCGGCGACGGGAGCGUGUCGAACGGGCGCGGCGGCGGCGGGUCGUCGUCGCUGAUGCUCCCGCCGGCGGCCGGGGCGGCCAGCUGCGGGAAGCCGCCGCUGUCGUCGUCCGGCGCCGGGCAGAAGCGCAGGUGCCACGAGCACGCGCACUCGGAGAACGUCGCCGGCGGCAAGUACGGGGCCAACGGCGGGCGAUGCCACUGCUCCAAGCGCAGGAAGCACAGGGUGAAGCGCACGAUCCGCGUGCCGGCGAUCAGCCCGAAGGUUGCGGACAUCCCCGCCGACGAGUACUCGUGGCGCAAGUACGGGCAGAAGCCCAUCAAGGGAUCUCCAUACCCGCGGGGAUACUACAAGUGCAGCACGGUGCGCGGUUGCCCCGCGCGGAAGCACGUGGAGCGCGACCCCGGCGAGCCGUCGAUGCUGAUCGUUACCUACGAGGGCGAGCACCGCCACAGCCCCGCCGGCCAGGACCCGCCGCCGCUCGCCCCGCUGCCGGAGCUGCCCAACCAUUAAAUUUUCAUCUUCUUUUUUUUCGGCAUACCUUCUCUGUCAAUUACUAGUACUAGUAGCUCUUAAUCAAAAAUCACCAUUAGGCUUGGGUUUAGCAGCUCCAAAUUUCUCGAUACCUCAUGUGUUCAUUUAGCAGCUUGUAAUAGAAUUAGGAAAAGAUGAAAGAUGUGUUAGCCCAAGGCUCGGAGAAGAAAAGGGUAAAUUAGGAAAAAA